This is a messenger RNA of Medicago truncatula (barrel medic), 1629 nucleotides long. RefSeq lists its product as uncharacterized. Gene Ontology annotation, biological process: DNA integration. The transcript has 3 exons. NCBI's taxonomy places the organism in Eukaryota, Viridiplantae, Streptophyta, Magnoliopsida, Fabales, Fabaceae. The record is from RefSeq and is a predicted model, not a curated record. The coding region runs from base 1 to 1629 and encodes 542 amino acids. Gene Ontology annotation, molecular function: nucleic acid binding; RNA-DNA hybrid ribonuclease activity.
AUGGUGGCAUGGUCGGUAGAAUUGUUCGAGUUUGACAUUGAUUUCGAACCUAGGGGAGCGAUAAAAGCACAAGUUCUGGCAGAUUUCCUCGUAGAAAUGACUGCAGAAAAGGGAAACAUGGAAGCGACUAAAUGGGUAUUGUCGGUUGAUGGUUCAUCCAACCUUAAAGGAAGCGGGGCGGGAGUGAUGUUGGAAGGACCAGAUGGAGUGUUAAUAGAGCAGUCUUUGAGGUUUGAGUUCAAAGCAAGCAAGAACCAAGCUGAGUAUGAAGCUUUGUUGGCCGGAAUGCGUUUAGCUCUCGAAGUAGGAGUUAAGGAGCUGGAGGCAAAGAGUGACUCCCAGCUAGUCUUUGGGCAGGUCACAGGAAACUUCCAAACAAAAGACCCUCAACUGUUGAUGUAUCUCGAGAGAGUCAUGCACUUAACUCAAAAGUUCGUAAGUUUCAAAUUAUCACAUGUGCCUAGAGAGCAGAACGGUAGGACAGACUUGUUGGCUAAGUUGGCCAGCACUAAGCGACCAGGAAAUAACAGAUCAGUAAUUCAGGAGACUUUGAAACAACCAAGUAUUGAGCAUGGGGAAUCGCUUUUCCUUACAGAAGAUUUCGAGUCAUGGAUGGGAGAUAUCAUUCGUUAUCUAAAGGAUGAUAUGCUUCCAAGGGAGGUGGAACAGGCAUCUAAAGUAAAGAAGAGGGCGGUUAAGUUUGUUGUUAUUGCAGAUCAACUCUUCAAAAGGGGUUUCUCUAGCCCACUCUUGAAGUGCUUAGCUCCCCAGCAGCCCGAGUAUGUAAUAGCUGAGGUCCAUGAAGGAGUAUGUGGAACUCACAUUGGGGGAAUGGCCUUAGCAGCAAAAGUACUUAGAGCAGGAUAUUACUGGCCGACCAUGAAAGAAGAUUGCUCCAAUGGACUACUUCACGAAGUGGUUGAGGUGGAGCCAGUGGCCACUAUUAUGGCAGAUAGGAUCAGGAAGUUUUAUUGGAAGAAGAUUAUUUGCAGGUUUGGUCUCCCCGCAGUUUUGGUUACUGACAAUGGAACUCAAUUCGCUAGCUCGUCUGUGGCAAAUUUUUGCAAGGAAUGGGGGAUACAACUUAAUUUUACCUCGGUCGAGCACCCACAGUCGAAUGGUCAAGCUGAGUCAGCAAACAAGGUAAUUUUGCAAGGUUUAAAGAAGAGAUUGGAGGCAGCUAAAGGACUAUGGGUGGAGGAGUUACCAAUGGUCAUGUGGUCAUAUCACACCACCCCACACUCAUCCACACAGGAAACUCCCUUUAGGAUGGUGUAUGGAUCAGAUGCUAUGAUUCCAAUUGAAGUCAUGGAGCCAAGCGCAAGAGUCCUUUUUGCGCAGGAAGAAGAAGAAGUUCGAGCACGAGCUCAGGUGAAGGAGGAAGCUUGUAAGAGAAGAGCAGCACAGAGGUAUGACACAAAGGUAAGAAGGAGAAGUCUUAAGCAAGGGGACUUAGUGCUGAGGAAAAGGCCUGGAGUAGAGCAACUAGGGAAGUUGCACGCACGCUGGGAAGGACCUCUUAGAGUGAAAGACGAGGUGGGAAAAGGAGCUUACCGUUUGGAGCGUUUGGAUGGCAAAAAGGUGCCUCGCACUUGGAAUGCAGCGAACCUUCGUUAUUACUUCAGCUAA